Molecule: messenger RNA, 4068 nt
Organism: Sus scrofa (pig)
Lineage: Eukaryota; Metazoa; Chordata; Mammalia; Artiodactyla; Suidae
Gene: ZNF672
Product: zinc finger protein 672
Biological process (GO): negative regulation of transcription by RNA polymerase II; regulation of immune system process; regulation of cytokine production
Cellular component (GO): nucleoplasm
Molecular function (GO): DNA-binding transcription repressor activity, RNA polymerase II-specific; RNA polymerase II cis-regulatory region sequence-specific DNA binding
Source: RefSeq, a predicted model, not a curated record
CAGAGUAUGCGUCCAUGUAUAUAAAGUCAAAACUAUAAAUUAGCCAAUACUAUUUAUGGUAUUGGGGUUAUGGUUACUCUUUGUAUAGUAGAGACAAGAAGUGGUCCAAAAGGUUUUCUUGGGUUCUGGUAUAUUCCAUUUCAUAAUAUGGGAGCUGGUUGCAUAGGUUUGUUAGGAAAAGCCGGCAGAAAGGCUUGCGGGAUGGAAGUACAAUGAUUUAGGGGCAGAGCAGAGGGGCAGAAGCUCUGGAUGGGUGACAGGAUAUGUGGUAACAAGUGACUUCAAAAGGAAGCUUAGAACUGGUAAAGAAGGGUCCUGAGAACCAUCAUUUGGCAGCCCUGAAGAGGGAAUGGUCUCCUUCCCUUGUGUUUCCAGAAAACAACACUAAUAGCACAUCUCAGUGGAACAAAACAUUGCAGACAGCUCAGCCAGCAAGCUCUUGGAGCAACAGCUGGCCAGGAGUCCCCACAACCCGGGCAGUGAGACCCUGGAUGGUCAUUAACUUGUGGGUGCCUCCAGUGGCAAGGCUGUGGCGAGGAUUAAGCUAAGUCUGACCUCACCGUAAGAAAUCAUAAUUUACUUGCAAGGACUAGUCAAAUGGGUGGCCCCGAAAACUACUCCGCUCCGGGGACCACUACCCCGACUGCAGCACCUGCAGGGACACCCUUUGGUGGCCAGUGGGCUCACGUAAGCCACAAGAACAUCAAACCAGGGUACUGACUCCUCCACUGGGCACCCAGGCGGUGUGCAAGGUUCAAUGCUUUUUCCUCAGGGCGGGGAGUGGACAAAGGAGGAGGCAGGGAUUGGUUAAUCCUGAGAAGAAGGCGGGGCCUUGACAAAGGAGGGAGGCAGGACCAGAGUCUCCCUGAGAGCCCAUUAGCUCCGCCCCCUUAGUGGGAUUCCUGCCUGGGCCUGCAACUCUGAACCGUUAGAGGCGUUUUCUUUCGUUUCCUAGUUUUCCCAGCAACCCGUGACGCAGCCAGCAUGAGGCCGACCACUGGCCAACCCGGGAGAACGGGACUAGAGCGUGACCCCCUAUCACGAGACGCCUCGCAGCUCCCCCCAGUUGGCGGCCCAGCGCUCGGUCAGGUCCUUCCCUUCGUUCCUCGUCCCAGUCCUCCAGUCCGGGAGGCGGGGUUCGGCGAGCCAGCUGAGUGGGACCCUCGCGGUGUCCGAGGAGCUAGUCGGCGACCGGUGGGCUGGCUCUUUAAGGGCGAAAUUUCGCCCAAGGAGAAUCUGACCAGCAACUCCUGAGGAAAACUGAGGCACCUGGGAUUGGCUGCACUUCGAGGGGACCAGGGAAGGCGACCUGCUCAGAUUUCAUCCUAGGCAUAGACUCUUUCCUUUCAGGGCAAGCUCCAACAUGAGGCGAGGGUACAGCACAUCCUGCUCCAGAGGCAUAGGAAGAGAACAUUGUACAUGUGCAAUUCCCACCUAAUGUGUCACUCCUGCCAAAUGCAGAGGGUAGCAGAAGCUCCAGAGCCCAUACCUGCAGGACUCAGGCAAACCUCUCUGCUGGCCACCUUGAAAAGGCUGUAGCACCUGCCCCUGAGAGAAGGAACACUGGAAUCUACAGACCAGUUUUCCAGGCCUCCCCGUUUUCCCUUUGUUACCUUUCCAGGCCUUAAGAAAACUGAAAAUAACUGUCAGCUUGAGGACGUGGACCCUGGAGUGUGAGUGCCACACUGCACCCUGAGGGCUACCGGCCCAGCGCUCACCAUGUUUGCUGCAUCAGAGGCAGGAGUGGGCAGGCCUUACACGUGCAGUGAAUGUGGCAAGAGCUUCCGCUACAGUUCAGUGCUGCUACGGCAUGAGCGCGCCCAUGGCAGUGAUAGCCAUUUGCGCUGUCUAGAGUGUGGUGAGCAUUGUGCACAGGCUGCAGACCUCCGUUCACACCGACGUGUCCAUGCCGGCCAGACCCUCUAUAUCUGCAGCGAAUGUGGCCAGAGCUUCCGCCACAGCGGCCGCCUUGACCUGCACCAGAGUGUGCACAGGCGGCGUGGCCGCUCCUGCCGCUGCCGCACUUGUGGCCGUUGCUUCCCACACCUCCCGGCCCUACUACUGCACAGGCGUCACUGGCACCCUCCCGAGCGGCCCUGCCGCUGUCCUCUGUGCCCUCGCGCCUUCCGGCAGAGCGCCCUGCGUUUCCACCAAGCACGGGCGCAUCCCUGGGGGAUACCAGCUGUGCCCACUGACACGCUCCACCACUGUACACAGUGCUCACGGGUUUUCUGCAGUGGCGUGGGACUUCGGAGGCAUUUGCGUGUCCACGUGGCCAGGAGCCCUGGUGACUCCACACUCCAGCAGCCAGCUACUCUGGACGCACACCAGUGUGGUGUGUGUGGCAAGAGCUUUGCCAAGAGUUCCACGUUAACACGACAUCUGCAGGCGCACUCAGGCGAGAAGCCUUUCAAAUGCCCUGAGUGCGGUAAGGGCUUCUUGGAGAGUGCCACGCUGGUGCGCCAUCAGCGCACGCACACAGGCGAGAAGCCCUAUGCCUGUGGUGACUGUGGGCGCCGCUUUAGCGAAAGCUCAACACUGCUACGCCAUCGUCGCAGCCACCAGGGAGAGCGACCACAUGCAUGCGCCACGUGUGGCAAGGGCUUUGGUCAGCGCUCCGACCUCAUAGUGCACCAGCGCAUCCAUACGGGCGAAAGGCCCUUCCCAUGUACUGAGUGUGGCCGCUGCUUCAGCGACCGUUCAGACCUCACUAAGCACUGGCGCACACACACAGGCGAGAAGCCUUAUCGUUGUGAGCUGUGUGGCAAGCGCUUCACAUGCGUGUCCAACCUCAACGUCCACUUGCGCAAUCACGCUGGCCACAAGCCCCACAAGUGCCCUGAAUGUGGCAAAGCCUUCAGUGUGAGCUCCAAGCUGGCCCUACACCGCAAGACACAUCUGGGUGAGCGGCCAGCAGAAUGUGCAGAGUGUGGCAAAUGCUUUAGCCACAGCCGCUCGCUGUCGCAGCACCAGCGGGCUCAUACCCGUGCUCGUGCAGCAACUACUGCUGCCACUGCCACUCAGGACAAGGCAAGCACUGCGCUCAUCUUUGCUGAGCAAGCAAGACAGGAAAAGCUGGGAUUUUCUGUGCCUAAGUUUAAAGAGACUUGCUGAGAGAUCUCCCUGGAGUGGGCUGGAUAAGCACUUAUGUAGUGCCACAGGGCUGGUGGGGGCAACUGGCAGGUGGAGGUCUGUGGAAAGACAGCAUGGCCUGUUACCUUCCUACAUCUCUGUUGAUAGCCCCUUCACCUGGCCUCUUGCUGUGCCCCUCAUCUACUUGUUAGCUCUUUGCCUGUUCUCAAUCCUUCCUUUUCCCUCUCUGGGGAAUAGGUGCAGGGGAAACCUCCCAGACCUCUCAGUGAAAGAAUGCCCAAGUAUUGGUGUGUUGCAUCCCUGCUGCUGUGCUCAUAUGUUUCCUGUUUUCCCACCAGUGUUCUGUCUUCUCCCAUCUCUUUUUUCAGCCUGAGUCUCCUCUACCUCUCCUUUCUGGGUACUUUCGGUAUCCUUCCUUUUCAGGUAAUGAUCACAGGCUUGGCCAGGGUCAAAUUCCUGUGGUCUUCUUAUCUCUGUAGUCUUCUUGCCCUGUGGUCUUCUUGCCUCUUCCUUCUACUUGACUGUUAGUCUCUUUGCAGCUUUCUCCCGUAGCUUCUGAGAGAUGGGAAACUUGCAGAGAGAUAGUGAGAGAGCUCACAUCACUGAAAGAGAUCUCCAUACCAGAAACAACCAAAGAAGUGUUUCACAUCAUGUAAAGGUGGGCAGGAGCCCUCAGCAUGGCACCUACCUGUCCUAUGGGACAGAUCUGCUGGUGUACAGAUCAAGGUGCCUCUCAGGACAAUGUUCUCCAACCAGGUGGAGGACAUUAGUCCUGGGACCUGGGCAAGACUACAUGGGUCCACAAAGCCAGGCACUGCCAACUAGAGUAAGAGAAUGAUAUAUACAAAUCAAACUUGGAGCCAUGGAGAAACUGAGCUCUACAGAGGCAACAGUGCAGGGUGGAAAAUUACCUGGAAUUGUCAGUGAUUUUUUUUGUUUGCAGGUGGUGAAAUAAAGAAUUUGUUUGGUUCCAAA